Molecule: messenger RNA, 685 nt
Organism: Didymodactylos carnosus
Lineage: Eukaryota; Metazoa; Rotifera; Eurotatoria; Philodinida; Philodinidae
Source: the annotation of a GenBank genome assembly
UUUGUGUUGCUUGUCGUGCCUUAACUCUGUCUUUCUCAAAGGAAACCACCUGACGAGACCCUUAAGAAAGGUCGAAACCGGUCGUGGUAUCUUCUUUUGAUUCUUUCAGAAAUGAAUUCUGUCUGAGACUCUAGUAACAGAAAUAGCGGUUGUAAAAUUACUAAAUAUAAUAAUUUAAGUCGAGUUUCACAUUAAUAUAGAAAAAUAUUAUAUUUAUCUCUUUUAGGAAUUAUCAAUCCCAACCGAUAAACGUCCAUUUAUAUUAGCCACAGCGCUGCAUCAAGGUUACACCGUAGAACGCCUUUGGGAGUUAACAAAAAUUGAUCGAUGGUUUCUAUAUAAAUUUUCUCAUAUAAUUCAAUUUAUAAUUGAACGUAUGGAGAAAUCAUCAGCAUCUAUAUUAGAGAAUCGUGAUUUUUUAUUAGAUGCAAAACGCUUAGGUUUUUCUGAUAAACAAAUUGGAUAUUAUUGUAACGAUACGGAGGUUGAUGUACGUUCUUCACGAGAAAAAUAUAAUAUUCAUCAAUAUGUAAAACAAAUCGAUACAGUAGCCGGUGAAUUUCCAGCACAAACCAAUUACUUAUAUUUGACAUAUCAUGGUAGCGAAAAUGAUGUACAACCAAGUAGUUUAAAUCAAAAUAAACCAACCAUUGUUCUUGGUUCUGGUGUCUAUCGAAUCGGGUAG